AUGAACGGAUACGUAAAAGCGAAUUGUAACGAGGGUGAACUCAGGGGCGUGAGAAUCGGGACUGCCAAUCAUCCGCGUUCCGGAUCGGACCGUAUUACUACUAUCUCUUCAUGUUACCAUGAGCAAAGGUACUCCUUUGCUCUUCUUCUCCUUCCUUUAUGCGACAUACUAUCUAUCAUUCUAGUCGAGCUGAAUCCGCUGUUGGACUUCCUGGCCGGAACCAUCGGUGGCAUAGCUGGUCUUGUUGUUGGAUACCCCUUCGACACUGUUAAAGUUCGGUUCCAGAAUCCUGAGAUGACCGGAAAGUAUCGGUCGACAAUGCACGCGCUCACAACGAUCAUUAAGGAGGAACGAUUCAUCGGAAUGUAUAAAGGGAUCACCUCGCCAUUGGCCACCGCCGCCCUCAUGAACGGCCUGGUAUUCGCGUCUUACCGGUUUUUUAUGAAGAUUCAAUUAGAGAACAACAGUUCAAUUCCUACGCUUACUCAGAUUGCUCUCGCUGGCGCUGGAAGUGGUAUUGUGUCAUCCAUCGUGACAACACCCACCGAAUUGAUUAAGAUUCGUCAACAAUCCCUUCUUGUCCCAAGCUCGACUUAUGAUGUGGUUCUUGAUAUUCUACGAAAGAAUGGAAUCCGUGGACUGUAUCGUGGCAUUGCGGCGACUGCAUUAAGAGAUUUGGGUUACGGUUCCUACUUUUUUGCAUACGAAGCAACUUCCCGAUAUUUCACACCAACUCCCGGAUCGUCUCUCCAUCCCUCUGAGAUUCAGCUUCUGCUAUCACAAGUCGAUGGUCAGGUUCGCACCCCCUCAUGGAUUGCUAUGUUACUGGCUGGUGGUGUGGCGGGAAUAGCCGGCUGGGUGACAACUUUCCCUCUCGAUGUCGUCAAGACCCGCAUGCAAAGCACCGAAAGUUCAUACAGAAGUUCGAUACUAGGCCCGGACACGAGGUCAAGUCCCAGUUCUCCUCUGCUAUUGCCAGGAUCAAAUCGGUAUCGGACCGUGUGGUCUACAAUUGUUGCAUCUUAUGAAGCUGAAGGACUGGCUGUCUUCUUUCGAGGAUUGGCGCCUACUCUCGUUCGCGCGGUACCAGUGAAUAUGGCAACUUUUGCCACGUUCGAGGCGAUCACACAUGGCUUCUCACAAGCGUAA
Messenger RNA from Guyanagaster necrorhizus, 1149 nucleotides. Its product is annotated as mitochondrial carrier. Gene Ontology annotation, biological process: transmembrane transport. The record is from RefSeq and is a predicted model, not a curated record. The coding region runs from base 1 to 1149 and encodes 382 amino acids. NCBI's taxonomy places the organism in Eukaryota, Fungi, Basidiomycota, Agaricomycetes, Agaricales, Physalacriaceae. The transcript has 8 exons. Gene Ontology annotation, molecular function: transmembrane transporter activity.